This is a messenger RNA of Aspergillus wentii DTO 134E9, 706 nucleotides long. RefSeq lists its product as uncharacterized. The record is from RefSeq and is a predicted model, not a curated record. Lineage: Eukaryota; Fungi; Ascomycota; Eurotiomycetes; Eurotiales; Aspergillaceae. The transcript is spliced from 3 exons. Bases 38 to 697 code for a protein of 219 amino acids.
UUUGCCUUUGGCUGAAACCGAAAUACUUUUAGGCAUUAUGGGCCAUUCGCGGGUCGAGAAAAGCCCUGAUAGCUCUUCUGUUGUUGAACCGGUUGCCGAUGACAGUCACAAGCAGGCAAACCGCGACGAAAGCGACACCGAUACCGAAGAUGGAAAUGUAAUCAUUUCACGGGGGGAUAGAGAAACUGGAAUGAUCUUCCAAGGCAUAACCUGCGACUUGUCAGAGUACUUGGACGACGAUGGAGGUCGGAGCAAGUACCUUGACAUGAAUUUCGAAAUUCUUCGACCGGCCAAAAGCCUGUUCUGGUUGGCCGGUUAUGAUGAGUUGGUUGAAGCGAUUGACGACCCAGCCUAUGUUAUUCAGGACGAGAUUAGAGUCAUACCUCAAAGCACUGGUAUUGGGUUUCUUGUCGACCAAUAUUUUGAAGAGGGUAAAAUCCCCAGGGACUUCUAUCAUCGCUCACUCGGAUAUAAUUUCGGUCCUGGCGGACACAUGCCACCUGCGAUGACUACUACUAUUCCCUCAGCGAUCACUACCAGCGUAUCCUCACACAAAAUUGAGGACAUUUACCCGAUGAAGGAGGUGCACUUGCCCCGACUGGCCACUGCGACCAGAGAUUCGAACCCUGAUGGCCACUCCUCCUUUUGGACUGUUUCUCUGUCUUCGCGGCGGCGACGAAACAAACCGUGCUACUAGAGAAAGCGA